AUGGCACACACCCGGCUGCGUCCGACCCCGGCCUCCGGGCGCCAGGCCGAAGUUCCCCGGGCCGGGCUGCAGGCGGCGCGGGCACGGCCGGGCGCGGGCUCGCGGGGACUUUCACCUGCUCGGCGGGCAGCGCGGGGGCGGCCCGGCGGCGGGCGGGGCCUCGGCGCCCCGCGGGAGGAGCCGGCCCGGGCCCGCCCCGCAGGAGGAGCCGCUCGCCCGCGGCCGAUCCGGCGUCUCCGUGACAGGCAACCCCGCCGCCGCCGCCGCCGCCGCCGCCGGCUUUUCUUCCUCGUCCCGGGCCGUCCUCGCCCUGCUCCGGGGCCGCGCCGCGCCCAGUCCCGCUCGGGGCCGCGCGCCCUCCGUCCCCUCCCCGGCCGGGCGCCGCGCCGCCCACUCCCGCGCGCCUCGCCCGCCGCCCUCCUCGCCGGCAGGAAUUGCGCGGCCACAGCGCCGCUCGGUCGCCCGCAUCCGCGCCGCCGGCCUCGGCGCCGCUUCGUGUCCCGGCUCCCGCGGCCCCGGUGCGGCCAGGGCGUCCCCAGCCCGGCGCCCCUCACUCAGCCCGUGCUUCCUCCACGCGCCGUCGCGCCCGCCUCCCGCCUCCCCUCCCCGGGGUCUCGCCAGCCCCUUCCUGCCGCCGCCGCCUCCGGAGGAACGGGUCCACCGCGGGUCACCAUGCCCAGCAAAACCAAGUACAACCUUGUGGAUGAUGGGCACGACCUGCGGAUCCCCUUGCACAACGAGGACGCCUUCCAGCACGGCAUCUGCUUCGAGGCCAAGGUCAAGAAUUUUGCAGCAUCCUCAAGUGAGGGAAAUCACUGGCAAAUUCCUUUGAUUGGAUAAUGCAGCUCUUCUCAAACUUUGUCAUCUAUCAGAAUCACCUGGAAACUAAUACAAAUACAGAAACCCAGGCUUGUUGAAGUCACAUGGGGCCUGGAUCUGUGUCUUUGCUGUGUUUUCUGGUAAGAAUAAUGGAGUUGGAGCACUGGCUGGCAAACUUGGCUACUCAUUGGAAUCACUCGGGAGUUAAAAAAAAUUACCGAAGGCUGGGUACUCUCAGCGAUUUUAAUUCGGUUAGUAUGGGGUGCAGCCUGCAUGUUACAAUUUUUAUAUCUUCUAUUUCUUUGCUGAGACUUUGUGUUUUUUUCAUUUGUUUCAGGCAUAUUUGUAAUUGCUUGUUGAAGUAUUUUUAUGAAGGCUGCUUUAAAAUCCUUGUCGGAUGAUUCUAAUUUAUCUGUCAUCUUGGUGUUGACGUUGGUUGAUUGUCUUUUCUCCUUCAUGUGGAGACUUUCCUGGUUCCUGGAAUGAUGAAUGGGUUUUGAUUGAAACCUGGAAGUUUUGGGUAUUAUGAGAUUCUGGAUCUUAAUGAAAUUUUCUGUUUUAGGAAGACUCCUCUGCCAGUGCGCUGGUUGGGGAAGGAGAGUGCUGCCUCAUUACGGUUGGGUGGCGGGUGGAAGUCCAGAUUAUUUACGGCGUCAGCUGAUACCCCUCUGGGAUGCGGCAGGAGUGCCUCAUUACUAUUGCUCCGUAGCUUCCACUGAUGCUCUGACUUAUUAUUGCUGGGUGAUGGUGAAAGUUCCAGCUUGGCACUAGGCCUCCUCUUGACACCCCAGCAAGGAGGGGAGGAGGCCUUUUCCUCUCCCAGGUUGGGUGGACAUCCCAGUGUCCUGGCUUCCCAUUCAGCCUUCUGUGACACCACCUGGAUGAAGGUAAGGUUGGAACAUCUCUUUACAACGGCUGAGAGCAGAAGUCUAGUUUCCUGACUUGGCCGAUAGGGGUGAGGUUUGGGGGCACGGCUUUUUUCUGCGAUGUUUGGCUGGAGUAGAGCUGUUAUUGUCUAAAAGUUUUCUGUCGUGUGAGGCUGCCUCUUUCUUAGUCCUUUGGCUAGAGAAGGCUGGCUUUCCUUGGACAUUUUUUUGUCUGUGUCUCUUGGUAUUUCUGGGUCUCUGGCUUCUCCAGCAACCAGUCUGGGAUCUGUGAGACAGAAAGAAAACCUAGGGAACACAGUUGCAUGUCGUUCCUUGCAUGCUGAGGUCCCUGGCUGGUCUGCCUUCUUCUCUCCGUCUUUCUGAGUCUUCUUAUGCUUGUUUUCUGGAUAAUGCCUGGAGUUUUUGUUGUUAGGAGGAACAGGGAAAAGUAUGUCUACUCUGUCUUUCUGGAAAUGGGAGUUCCCCGGAGAUUGGGAGUUUUAAAAGCUCCCCAGGUGAUUCAAAUCAAAUCAAGGUGCAGAAUAUGAGAAUCUCAGGGUUGGAGCACUGGAGCAGGCAAAGGUGGUUCUGGUGGAAGGACCAAGAGGACCUGGAAUCUUCCCCAAGUGGUGGUCUUUAUGAAAGAUUAUGUACUCCUUCAUAAAUUCUUAUCACUUAGUCACUUUCCUUCCAUAGACUUAGAUUUUUUUUUCUGUAUGGCCCUGAGUCUGACUUGUGUUCCCUGAGUAUAAUUCUUAAAUGCAGGUGUAGAAAUAGUCUAAUUGUAGAGGAAGUAUUUAGUGUGCUCCUACUGUGUUUAGGGCACGGUGCUUGGUGUUAAAGUUCAGAGAGAGAUGAGACAAGAUGGUGACUUGAAGGAGAUCACUGUAGCUGGGAGAUACUGAUAUGUGGAAAGAUAAACACAAUGAUAGUAUUAUGUAUUAGCACACGUGUGCUGGGUAUUCUCCUAGGUGUUUUAUAAACGUUCAUUUAAUUCUUCCAACUACGCUGCAUGAUAGAUGUUAUUUUCUCCCUUUCAUCAUUGUGAUUUCAAAGGCUCAGUAUUAAGUGCCUUGUCCAAGGUCACUCCAUAUCCAAUUCAGGGACAAAAUUGACCUCGACUUCGGCGCUGGAAUGAGGCCUUGCUUUUUCCACCUGGACGUGUCCCACUAAGCUUUCUUCAUGAGUGUGUCAUGGGGGUGCUGCUGAGCUCAUCCAUUUAUAUUUCUCCCUGGACCCAGGACAAUUUUGGAGGCAGCUGUUAUUAGUGGCUUAGUCUGUGACUUUGGAAUGGACCUUGUAGGGACUUGAAAUGAUUCUUGAGACUUAAAAAUAUCACUGUAGUAAUUCUGUGGAGAGUGGGGUGGGGGGCAAUAAUAGACCUGGAGAGACUGUUCGGGAAGCUCAUCCUGUACUUCAGGCAAGGGAGGGUAGUCGCUGGAAUUAGGGCCCGUCUUCCACUCUGGAAGUUGCCAAGAGGUAUAAGGCAUCUUUUAGUUUGGAAUGAGCACAUGUGUAAGUAAAGAAGGGAAGUGAGGUAAGCGAAAUGGAGGAAAAGUGUGGUCUUGUGAUGUGAGUGGGGGAGAGGAGGGUUUAUAUGUAGGCUUUUAGUAUUUUUUUUUAAGGGGGAAGGAGAUAAGAGAACUAUAGAUAAUGAAGAAAUGACAGAGAGGUAGGACGACCCGUACCCCAGGAGGCUUUAAAUACCAGGCUCAAGAGACAUGGCUUCAUCUUGCCAAUAGUGGGGAACAAAAAUGCGUGUUCCUAGGGGAUGAUAUAAAUAUAUAUAUUUACAUAAUGUAUAUAUGUGUCUACUCACACACACACAGAGUCGUGUAUUAGGAAGAGGAAAUGGAUAAGAGCUGCUGUAAAAAUAGAAAAGAGCGCUGAGGACUAGUGCUGAAGUCCAGGUGUGAGGACCUGAACCAGGACGACGAUGGCGGGUGUGGAAAUGAAGGGAUGGAUGUAAGAGAAAUUACAAAGACUCGAUACAGCAAUCUGUCUUGUGUUCUUAGGGCCAGGCUGCAUUUGGGAAGGAGAAUCAGAAAUUGAAAGCAUCAG
This is a messenger RNA of Equus caballus (horse), 3746 nucleotides long. Lineage: Eukaryota; Metazoa; Chordata; Mammalia; Perissodactyla; Equidae. The record is from RefSeq and is a predicted model, not a curated record.